AUGUCGGUGGCCCGACUCUCAACUGAGAAUGACGGCCGUGAGUCGAAGAGAGCCAAGGGGAUGGCUUCACCGUUACUAGGAUUCUCGGAUGAGGAUAAGAUUGGAACUAUUCAAUCCCACGACGAUGCUCUAGUCGUCACGCUCAGGAUUGGGGGAUAUGACAUCAAGAGGAUAUUAGUCGAUCAAGGUAGCACUGUAGAGGUGAUGUACCCCGACCUAUUCAAGGGGCUGAAACUAAGGCCCGAAGACCUGACGGGAUACGACUCCCCUUUAGUAAGCUUCGAAGGGAAAACCGUUAUUUCGAGAGGCCAGAUUAGACUGCCCAUACAAACUGGCUCGAACAUAGUAGAGGUGGACUUCAUAGUGGUGGAUGCAUAUUCGCCCUACACCGCCAUUGUAACUAGACCUUGGCUUCAUGCCCUAGGGGCUGUUUCCUCUACCUUGCCCCAAAGGGUGAAGUACCCGUUGGAGGGUUGA
Molecule: messenger RNA, 477 nt
Organism: Quercus lobata
Lineage: Eukaryota; Viridiplantae; Streptophyta; Magnoliopsida; Fagales; Fagaceae
Exons: 1
Coding region: 1-477 (158 amino acids)
Source: RefSeq, a predicted model, not a curated record